Erythranthe guttata (spotted monkey flower) is the source of this 1494-nucleotide messenger RNA. Its product is annotated as ras-related protein RABE1c. The record is from RefSeq and is a predicted model, not a curated record. Gene Ontology annotation, molecular function: GTPase activity; GTP binding. NCBI's taxonomy places the organism in Eukaryota, Viridiplantae, Streptophyta, Magnoliopsida, Lamiales, Phrymaceae.
GAUUCUUUUAACAAAAUUAUACUCCAACAAAUACAUGCAUAUAAUAUGUAAUAAAAGAUUAUCUAACAUAAGAUAUAGAACAAACUCAAAAUUAAUAAAAAAAAAAUUCUAACAUCUACAAUUUGAGAAUACUUCUCUUUUCUAAUGGCAUACUAAUUUAUUUAUGUGACUUAUUCAAACACAACAUUUAAUUAGUCCCACUCUAUCAUUGAUUAGUUCAACUAAUUUAGUUGUACUCGUUAUUAUUUAAAUUAAAUAAAUAAAAAAAUACAAAAUACAAAAUUCAACGAACCACCGCUGCUAACGUUCAACAGACGCUGCUUCCCUCCUCUUUUUUUCUUCAUCUUCAUUAAUUAGAUCCCUCUUUCCUCUCUUUCCUGCAGUUUGGGUUUACUUUGAGGGAGAACAAAAAAAUUGAGAAAAAAAGCAAAAUCAGAUGGCUGCUCCACCCGCUAGAGCUCGGGCUGAUUACGAUUAUCUCAUCAAACUCCUUUUGAUCGGCGACAGCGGUGUGGGUAAGAGUUGCCUUCUUUUACGAUUUUCCGAUGGUUCUUUCACCACCAGUUUCAUUACUACCAUUGGGAUUGAUUUCAAGAUAAGGACUGUAGAGCUCGAUGGAAAAAGAAUUAAAUUGCAAAUAUGGGAUACUGCUGGACAAGAGCGAUUUCGGACCAUCACAAAUGCUUACUAUCGUGGAGCAAUGGGUAUAUUGCUGGUGUACGACGUUACGGACGAGUCAUCUUUCAACAACAUCAGAAAUUGGAUUAGAAAUAUCGAGCAACAUGCCUCUGACAGUGUGAAUAAGAUAUUGGUUGGCAACAAGGCUGACAUGGAUGAAAGCAGAAGGGCUGUUCCUACCUCUAAGGGUCAAGCACUCGCCGAUGAAUAUGGGAUCAAAUUCUUCGAGACAAGUGCUAAGACAAACAUGAACGUGGAGGAGGUUUUCUUCUCAAUAGGAAGGGACAUAAAGCAAAGACUUGCCGAAACCGACUCACAUGCCGAGCCUCAAACCAUAAAGAUUAGCCAACCUGACCAGACAGCAGGGGCUGCCCAAGAUGCACCGAAAUCAGCUUGCUGCGGUUCUUGAUCGGUUCUUGAUCAAACCCACCCACAUUGCAUUGAAGAUACAUACCUUAAAUUGACCAAUUUGACGAGCAACUAGUCUUUGCUAUGACGAAUAUCCUUGUCUUUGUUGCCCUUCUAAUUAUUUUUUCGAUUUUACAUUGUGGCGUUCUAUUUCCAGAUCUCUCUGUCUGGCUGAAUUUAUUAACAUUGCUUUUUUUUUUUUUCGGGCUUUCCUUUCGUUCUCUGUGAUGUUGUUGUUGUAAAGAUGAAGCUUAAUCUGCGGUUAUCCGGGUUCAACUCGUUGAAAUCUCGAUACAUGAUUUCGAUUGUAAUAUACGGGCUUGUGGUUGUGCUCUGUUUUCAGAAAGAUUGAAGAACACUUGUAUAUACUUGAAAAUAUUCUACAAUAAAAAAAACUGUUGUGACAAA